This is a messenger RNA of Argiope bruennichi, 1879 nucleotides long. RefSeq names its product tumor necrosis factor receptor superfamily member 16-like. Bases 214 to 843 code for a protein of 209 amino acids. The record is from RefSeq and is a predicted model, not a curated record. Lineage: Eukaryota; Metazoa; Arthropoda; Arachnida; Araneae; Araneidae. The transcript is spliced from 5 exons. Gene Ontology annotation, molecular function: protein binding.
CGUCCGUCUCUCUCCACACCAAACGAUAGCUUCUCUCUACGGGAGUUGGUCGCACGCGCGAAGGGCUCCGCUGGAAAAAGCGAUCUCGGAUCUUUAGCAGGAGAUUUUGUAUUGUACGUAAGAUUUAUUUUGCUCCUUCCGAAUGAGUUUCUGUGCCAAGAUUCUCUAGUGUGCCUCGUUUCGAAGGAUGCGUUGGACUUACAAUAACAGAUUAUGAAGAAAGGAUAUUUAGAACUCAGUCUCUUAUUUUUGUUUAUUUACAUCAGCUUAACCCAUCAGUUUACCAUGGCGAAACAUCCGUACCAUCACCGCGGCCAGAACAGAGACUGCUACAAGUGUCCACCUGGCUUUGGAGUGGAGCAUCCCUGCAGCCAUCUCCAUGACACGGAGUGCAGGGCUUGCGCUCCCGACCAUUAUUCCAGUCACAAGUCCUCCUGGAGGCCCUGCUACCCGUGCUCCAGGUGCGGUACGGGCCUCUACGUGGCCCAUAAGUGCACUGCCAAAAGAGACACUGUGUGCGAUUCUUGUCACACGUACAGGGGUCCACACAACGAAAACUUUUACGAGAGGUGUGUGAAGCCUCUGUUUGACAGUGCAGGAAACAUCACCGAAAGUGUACGCAACCAGUCAUCCCAACCAAAAGAAAAUCCCUCUGUAAUAACUACGGGACUUUCUCGGAGGGUCCAAACGUCGGUGAUCGUGGCUUCCGGUGUAGCGAUCGGGGUGCUGAUAGCUGUUCUGGCGGCUGUAUGCCUUGUCGGCACGAGGUGUAAACUGUGUAAUAAAGCAGAUAAACAUCAUCCAUACAUGGCCGUGUCAACGAAAGAAGCGGUGAUGUUGUAAAUCUGAAUUAGCUCAAGACUGCAUUCAUCUCCUGCUGCCAUCUGUCGACGUCAAUCUGUGAUAGUCGCAAUCAAGCGCCACUCAGGAACGCACUUCCCAAUCAAGCGCGCAGCUGCGACUCCAAGCACCAAAGGAGCCUCGCUCGUGAAAAACUGAAGCAAAUAUUUGAGUUCUCAAAAUCAAGUGGUUUGAUUACGAAGUAGCAAACCAUUUGCAUCAUCUGCAUGUGACGUUCAAAAUGCGAUUAAUUUAAGGAACAUAUUCAUCAUACUAUGGCAAUAACCGGAAAGAAUAUCAACUUUAUAAAAGACGUAUAAUAUGCUUUUAUUUGAACUUUUUUAGAAGCUCUUGUACAUAAGAAAAUAUAAAUGUAGAUUUUUAGUAAAACUAAAUGAAUGUGUGAACAUUCUUUUGUGCAGAAGUCAAAACAGAGCUGUAAUAUAGAUAGACUUCUGAUAAUUAAUAUGUGAAUACUUGUGUAUUGUGACUGAUAAUUUCAAAAUCGUGUUUUAAAAUGGAUUUAUACAGGAAUUUAAAAGGAAAAAAACUGUACAAGUUUCGUGACAAAGAUUAAUUUUGAAAAUUGAUUCACAGCGAUGUAAAUUAACUUCAAAAUACCAUUGUUGCGUUAAUUAUUAAUAAUUCAUUCAUAAAAUUAUGUUUUUAUAUAGAUGAUAAGAAAAUAUGUAUUUUGAAGCAAUGAAAUGAGCUUAUGACCUAGAGGGCUUUAAUUAACUAUAAAUAUUGAUAAAAGGUGGAAAAAUAAGAUUAAAAUUUUCUGCUCUAAUUUUUUUUUCUUUUUUUCUUUUUGCAUAUGUUUUAAAGCCAUUUUUUUUAAAUGAAAAAUCUUAAUAUGGCAAAAUUAAAAAUUCUAUAAAAAAAGUAUUCUUUUUUUCCUUAGACUUUUAAAAGCUAUCAAUUUCAUUUUAAUAUUUAGAGAAACUAGAAAAUGAAUAAAAAGUCAUUAGUUCAUUUCUUUUUUACAUUGCAUUUGUACAAAAGUAAUGUAAAUUUUAUAAAAUCAAAAGAAAAUCAU